This is a messenger RNA of Bipolaris maydis ATCC 48331, 995 nucleotides long. The record is from RefSeq and is a predicted model, not a curated record. NCBI's taxonomy places the organism in Eukaryota, Fungi, Ascomycota, Dothideomycetes, Pleosporales, Pleosporaceae.
CAUGUUGAAGGCUAUGGGCAUUAAUGAUCUGUUGCAUUUUGAUUUCAUGGAUCCACCACCCACCAACACCAUGUUGACAGCUCUGGAAGAGCUGUAUCAGCUGGGCGCGUUGGAUGACGAAGGGCUGCUCACCCGUCUUGGUCGGCAAAUGGCGGAUUUCCCCAUGGAUCCUUCUCUCUCCAAGUCACUGAUCAAGUCAGUCGAACUCCAGUGCUCAGACGAGAUUCUCACAAUCGUGGCUAUGAUUAGCGCCACUCAGAACGUUUUCCAUCGUCCUCGAGACAAGCAGCAGCAAGCAGACCAGAAGAAGCAGAAGUUCAACGAUCCAUCUGGCGACCACAUAACCCUUCUCAAUGUCUACAAUGGCUGGAAACAGGGCGGCUUCAGUACACCGUGGUGCCAUGAGAACUUUGUCAUGCCCAAGAACAUGCAACGCGUACGUGACGUACGAAACCAGUUGCUGCAAAUCAUGGCACGACACAAGCAUCAAGUUGUGUCUUGUGGUCGGAACACCAUCAAAGUUCGGCAGGCACUCUGCUCGGGUUUCUUCCGCAAUUCAGCGCGUAAGGAUCCUGCCGAGGGCUACAAGACGCUUGUCGAGGGUACACCUGUGUACCUGCACCCUUCUUCAUCGCUCUUUGGUAAGCCUGCCGAGCAUGUCAUAUACCAUUCACUUGUCGAAACUACCAAAGAGUACAUGCAUUUCUGCAGUGCCAUUGAACCGAAGUGGCUAGUGGAAGCUGCACCUACGUUCUUCAAGGUUGCGCCGACGGACCGCUUGAGUAAGAGGAAGAAGGCAGAGAGGAUACAGCCGCUACACAACAAGUUUGCAGGCGAAGACGAUUGGAGACUGAGUGCUCAGCGAAGGGCAGGAAGGGGCGGUGGUGGUACAUGGGGCUGAUUCUAUGCACAUUUGGCAAAAAAGCUGCUUUUUGGCAUGUAUGUAAUACCUUUUGAACUUAUUAUGCAGCUGGUUCUGACCAGUCACCGUUUAU